UUCUGAAUUGUAUGCAGAACUGAUCAGUGAACAGAAAGCAUUAGCUGCAGCUGUUUGCUCAGGAUAGACUAAUGUCUCCAUUUCACACAGUAAAGGCGCAGCUUUACCACCACAUGUAGGACUCAAGUGUGCUUCUCCGUUAUGUCACAGAUGUCAGGGAUGAACCAGGUGGUUGCAACAUGCUGGACUUGCCUCCUGCUCGCUGCUUUCCUCUGUGAGCCAGCGCUUUCCAAGGGCGGUCGCGGGGGGUCCCGGGGGUCCUCCCGAGGCUCCCCCUCCCGCAGCUCCACAGCGGGGAGCUACCGGGGAGGAGGCGCCUAUGGAGGCACCCGCUCUCGCUUCAGGGUGUCGGGGCGGGCAUCCCCGGUGAGGGUGGCGAGUGCAGCAGCAGCAGGCGCAGCUGUGGCUUUAACAGCGGAUAAAUGGUACGCCUCUGCCUACCGCCGCAGCAAAGACGACAGCUCAGAUGAAGAGCUGGAUUACUUCAAUAGGACCAAUUAUUUUGAUGCACAAAUGUCAAGCUCAACUCAAAAUGGAUCUUCUCUCUCUCAAAUGGUUUCUAUCAUUAUUGCAACAUUUUCUUCAAAAUAUGGAGUCUUACUGGACAGUAUACUGUAGAUGUUCAGGUUAUUCUUUGGGAUAAAUUCCUGGUUUGGUCUAGGACUGAGCUUCUGUCCUGGAUCUGACUAUAAUGUGCAGGACUGGCUGGAACCUGCACUGGAAAGUAUGCUACAAGUUAGAGGUGCAACACAGUGAGGGAAGGACAACAAGACCACAAAAAAAAAACCCAUCACUGUACUGUAUAUUAUUUUUUUAUCUAUAUAAAUGGACAAACAUGCAGCACAGUAUUCAAUGUGACAUUCACCUCUCAAAGACUCUUUGUCAAAUCUCUGCGUGACUGUGUAACUGGGGCCAAACUCAAGAAAAAUAUUAUUUUCCUGCCCUCAAGCUGGUUUCUAUAUCUAAUUAAAGAAAGUGUUUUAUCAGAAAAAUGUCAAUUAAACCUCUGACUGCCAAAUUUAAUUGUCUUGCCAACUCAGUUAUAGCUUAAAAAUCUUUAUUUUCAUAAAAAAAACAACAAAAAAACCCACAAAAUGAAUGACCAAUAUCACUGCUCAGUACAACUGCGGUAAAUUAUUUGUAUGUAUUAGCAGACUUUGGUCUAAACAUAAAGCCUGGGCUUGCUGCAGGUGACCAUCAAGACUAAAGACACCAAGUUGGCAGCAGCAAUAUUGAGCCCAACAUUAAAACUCAUGUAUCUUUUUUAAAAAUUCGUCAAUUGGCCAUUUUUUGCUUUUAAAAAUAAGUCAAGUUUGUUUUUUACUCUGUUCUCAUUUCAAGACAGGAUUUAAAGAUCUUGCUCAGUGAUCUGAAAGAUUUAUGGUGGCGGUCAAUUGUGCAGCCAUAAAGAUGAUCCUCUAGAAUAAGGCCAGGCAAAUUAGAGUAUUGGGAAAGCUCAUCUGCAUUUUCCACAAUCAUCUCGAAUUUGUGUGCAAUUCAUACCCUUUUAUAACGCCUGAAAUUCAGCUAAUUCAUACUUGUGUACGAACUAAGUAUGGGAGGGACACUAGAAAACAAACUGCUGCUCUCACUGUUAUUCACGCCUCUGAAGGUUUUCUGUCCAUCAUCCCAGGAGAGCUUUUUACCUGCAGUAGACACUCAGGAGCAACAGACUGUUCCAUUUCUAUAAGUGCACUCUAUUAAAUACUACAACACUUGUACAUAAUAAAUAAAGUGUUUGUUAUCACCGUCUUCAUGCUAAUAAAUUUCCUGUUUACACCGUG
Messenger RNA from Micropterus salmoides (largemouth bass), 1784 nucleotides. It is a transcript of the gene sprn, whose product is annotated as shadow of prion protein. Gene Ontology annotation, cellular component: membrane. The record is from RefSeq and is a predicted model, not a curated record. Lineage: Eukaryota; Metazoa; Chordata; Actinopteri; Centrarchiformes; Centrarchidae.